Molecule: messenger RNA, 2856 nt
Organism: Enhydra lutris kenyoni (northern sea otter)
Lineage: Eukaryota; Metazoa; Chordata; Mammalia; Carnivora; Mustelidae
Gene: PNKD
Product: paroxysmal nonkinesigenic dyskinesia
Exons: 10
Coding region: 11-1168 (385 amino acids)
Cellular component (GO): mitochondrion
Molecular function (GO): hydroxyacylglutathione hydrolase activity
Source: RefSeq, a predicted model, not a curated record
GGAUCCGAACAUGGCGGCGGUGGUAGCUGCUACGGCGCUGAAGGGCCGGGGGGCGAGAAAUGCCCGCGUCCUCCGGGGAAUUCUCUCAGGAGCCACAGCUAACAAGGCCUCCCAGAACAGGACCCGGGCACUACAAAGCCACAGCUCCCCAGAGUGCAAGGAGGAGCCGGAGUCCCUUUCCCCGGAGCUGGAAUACAUUCCCAGAAAGAGGGGCAAGAACCCCAUGAAAGCUGUGGGACUCGCCUGGUACAGUCUGUACACCCGCACCUGGCUGGGGUACCUCUUCUAUCGGCAGCAGCUGCGCAGGGCUCGGAAUCGCUACCCUAAAGGCCACUCCAGAACCCAGCCCCGCCUCUUCAACGGAGUGAAGGUGCUUCCCAUCCCCGUCCUCUCAGACAACUACAGCUACCUCAUCAUCGACACCCAGGCCCGGCUGGCUGUGGCUGUGGACCCCUCAGACCCUCAGGCCGUACAGGCUUCCAUUGAAAAGGAGGGCGUUAAUUUGGUUGCCAUCCUCUGCACCCACAAGCACUGGGACCACAGUGGAGGGAACCGUGACCUCAGCCGGCGGCACCAGGACUGUCGGGUGUACGGGAGCCCUCAGGAUGGCAUCCCCUACCUCACCCACCCCCUGUGUCAUCAAGAUGUGGUUAGCGUGGGACGACUUCAGAUCCGGGCUCUGGCUACCCCAGGCCACACGCAAGGCCAUCUGGUCUACCUGCUGGAUGGGGAGCCCUACAAGGGUCCCUCCUGUCUCUUCUCAGGGGACCUACUCUUCCUUUCUGGCUGUGGACGGACCUUUGAGGGCACCGCAGAGACCAUGCUGAGCUCCCUGGACACGGUGCUGGGGCUAGGGGAUGACACUCUGCUGUGGCCUGGUCAUGAGUAUGCAGAAGAGAACCUGGGCUUCGCAGGUGUGGUGGAGCCUGAGAACCUGGCCCGAGAGAGGAAGAUGCAGUGGGUCCAGAGGCAGCGAAUGGAGCGCAAGAGCACGUGCCCAUCCACGCUGGGAGAGGAGCGCUCCUACAAUCCGUUCCUGAGGACCCACUGCCUGGUGCUGCAGGAGGCUCUGGGGCCAGGCCCGGGCCCCACCCGGGACGAUGACUACUCCCGGGCCCAGCUCCUGGAGAAGCUCCGCCAGCUGAAGGACCUGCACAAGAGCAAGUGACAGCCCCCCGCCCACCCCAGCCCAUCCCCCAUGGAGGGGAGUCCACCCACCGCCCGCACCAUGCCAUCCCCCUCAUUGCUGCCACCACCACCUCCAUCGGCACCCACGGGGGGCCUCAGGGUCCAGCACUGUCACGGGAGGAGGGACAAGGGGACGAGGUCAUGAGACCGAAAGGACAGAGGCUGGUUGAAGGCUUGGAGACCCCACAGGGGGAGGCGGAGUUAUGCAGGGCAAGAGGAAAGGGGGAGCCUUGGGACCUCUCCAGACCCUGCUGGGAGGGGUCCUCCUCCCUGGCCCCACUCCUGCCCCUGUCAAGGACGUGGAGAGUGCUGGUCGCCCCUCCCUCAGUAGGGCCUCACUCUCACCAAGGGCAGCAGGAGCCAGGAGCAGGUUGAGUCCUCUUCCCCCUUCUCCCUUCCUGGCUUGGGAAAGACACUCAGGCCCCCAAAGUAGCCAGAGGUGUGGUGCCUUGGAAAAGCGGUCACUCGGAGGGGCAGCUGGGCUCCUGUGCCCUGAGACACUGGCCCUCCUCCCCAAGCCUCCCCCCUGCCCGCCCCCUUGUCCCCCACCCAUGAAGGCAUUUUUCAAACAGAGCCAUUUCUGGGAAAGUUGAAAGGGCUGGACGUCUGCAUGUCUGGACAAUCUCAGCCUCAGUGACCCCCCUGCAGCCUGGAAGGGGGAGGGUCCUGGUUGCCCCUGACACCGCGCCUUCAGGCUGAGGAGACAGGGAAUGCUGGACCGCAGCCUCGCAGGCUCCCUGUGCAGCUGGCCUCUGCCCUUGCCUGGGGCCCAAAGGACUCUGCUUCCCAGGGGCAAGAGCCAUCAUGUACCCCGCCGCGUCAGUUUUCUCCUCAUGGCCCUUGUUCUUAGGAACUUCUGCCUUGUUCUCACUCCUGCUUUACCCUCCUCAGUCCCUCUCCUCUUUUAGUUAUAAAGCCCUUCCUCUGGCCCUCUAAAGUUUGCCAAGAACCUCCUCACGUCAUUUUUCAUUUGAUCCUUGAUCCCAUCCUGGCCGGGGAAGGGGGUCCACUUCAGGGGUUCCACAGAGUGCAGAAAUCAAGCCUGGGAGCAGAGAGCCAUCCGCUCUCCACCGAGUGUCAGCCUCCAGGACCCCAGGAUUUCUGAGGUCCUCGAGGAAGCGCACCUCGGGAGCCUUUGCUUCCUGUGUUCAAGCUUUCCCUCAGGCUAUGCUCGCCUCUAGUGAGCUUCUGAGAUGUCCCCUGCCCUCGAUUUCCCCUCAUCAUCCCGCCUCUGCCUCUCUCUCCAGCCAUAGUGUCUGGUACCAACUCUAGCAAUACCACCAGAAUACAGUCCCCACCCCCCCAACAGACACGCAGUUUCAUGCCGCUGUGCCUUUGCUCAUGCUGUUCCUUCAGAAUGGAAUGCCUUUCCCCUGCUCCUCCAGCCUUAUCUGCCUGGCAAACACCCAUUCAUCUCUCACAAUGCCCCUCAAAGGCCCCCUCCUCCAGGAAAACAACCCCCAUGCUCCUCACCCUCAAGGCUACCUCUGCUCUUUGUAAAUGCUUCUCUCGUGGCACUUCUCACAUUGUAUUUUACUUGUUUACAUGUUUGUCUCCCCUUCUAGACUGUGAACCCUUCAGGGCAUGGACUGUAUCUUAUGCAUCUCUGUAAUUCUGCGCCUAGCACGGUGCCUGGCACACAGGAGGCGCUCAAUAAAUCUUGAAUGA